UACCAUAACCUACACUCCUUCAGGUGCGACGUGAGGGUAGAGAAGACAUUUUAUAGCAUAAUGUGGUUUACGAAAUGUCUAAUUAACCCAUGACAAUCAAGCUUAAAUACCUUUCUGAGCUCCCCCUCUCUCUGUGGUCCUCGAAAUUGACUAGCGCUUACAGAGAGUCGGACGACCGCCAUAAACGACGACCACCGAGCUCUGAAAAUUCGAGUACGGUUAAUGCUCCAUAGUUGACUACGGAGCAAGACCUAGAAUCUUGACUGGAGCGUCAAGAAACGGCGGCCAAGAAAAAUUGAGCCCCCAAAUUCGAUCGCCCUUUGCUUCAACUUCGCAUUUCAAGGUAUUCUAUCAUUCAAAGGAGAAUGUCUGGGAACACAGGCCCAGGUGAUGGUUCCAAGGAGAAUGGAUCUGAUGAUUCCAAGAAGGAUAACUCUGAUGGUUCUCGAAGGAAUCCUUUCUCGAUGAUGAGGCGUGGCUUUCGUAACUUUCGUCUUCCCUCUUCUUUGCCUGCAGUCUUUGGAGUGCCACCACGUGUUCACUUUCGUGGCUUUGGACUUCUCUCUUAUUUCCCCAUCUUUGGAGUGCCACCAAAUGUUCACCCUCGUAGCCAAGAACGGAAUGCAGUUAACAAUCAAGAAGAGCAGCCAUUGAGUUUCCCUCGUAGUGGAGACAGAGCGAUACGUCUCCGACGUAACUUGAGGAGGCUGUGGUUCUUUGCCCCAGUACUCACACUGCUUUCUGUUGGCGGGGCGGUAUACUAUUCUGGGAUCAGCUGGUCCGAUUUUGAAGCCCCCUUUGUAUCUGAACUCCAACUUUCCACACGGUCCCCUGUUAGCGUAUUCUCACUGAUCACGGGAGACACAUCUUCCAUCGUUUCGGCUGUCUCAAACCGGGUAACUUCUAUCCUAGCUUCUGUGUUUGUUGUACCUCCUAACUCUCGGGGCUUUUACAGGGUAGUCAUGUCUUGGUUGAGGUUCUUGUGCUUUAAUUUUCUCUCCCUGUCACCUAGAAUGCAGAUUGUUGCUGUCUGUAUUGUCCAUCUGUUAUGUGUCAUCACGAUGCAUCAGAUUCUCUCUCUUGGGUGGGGUGCUAGUUCAUAUUUGCUUAAUCGUUUGUAUGACUUGCUCUUGAGUGCCCUAAGCUACCUAUUCCCUACUUUCUUUCCUCCACCUCCUCCUGCCCAAAUUAAUGUUCCCACUUCCUAUCACUCUUCUGUCACAUAUCACGGUCCCGUUUCCUUUCACGGACCUGUGAGGUUUCUUUCAUCUGUUUAUGUGGGUGACAAUCUUAUUGCAAAUGGGGAGCUCAAUGGCGAUAUUGCAAAUGAGGAGCUCAAUGGCGAUAUUGCAAAUGGGGAGCACAAUGGCGUUAUUGCUAAUGGGGAGCUCAAUGGCGAUAUUGCAAAUGAGGAGCACAAUGGCGAUCUCAAUGGGAAUCUGAAUGGGGCUCAGACUGAAUAGACUUUGAACAUGAAAAUAGCAACAGCUAGAAUAUCAUAGGAAUUACUCCAGUGUGCAAAACAGCUAAGUCACUCAUUAAUGUAGCACUGUAUAAAUUCAGUUUAGUUUUUGCCUCUAUAUAGCUUACUGUAUGCAAGGCUGAUAAUGAUAGAUUGAAUAGUACCUAUAAAUAUGAAAAUAGCAAC
Rosa rugosa (rugosa rose) is the source of this 1648-nucleotide messenger RNA. RefSeq lists its product as uncharacterized. The record is from RefSeq and is a predicted model, not a curated record. NCBI's taxonomy places the organism in Eukaryota, Viridiplantae, Streptophyta, Magnoliopsida, Rosales, Rosaceae. The transcript is spliced from 3 exons. Bases 366 to 1463 code for a protein of 365 amino acids.